AUGGCUAUUGAUAACAUGACAGAAGAACGUUCUUCUCAUACCACAACACUACUGAACUCAGGAAAAGUUCUUGCAACUGCUGGCUACGGCUAUACAGGUUUUCUUGAUAGUUCGGAAAUCUUUGAUCCAUCAACACGCCAAUGGACUCCUGCAGGAAAACUCUCAUCUCCACGCUCGUCUCAUACGGCAACCAUGCUCCAAUCGGGCAAAGUUCUCAUCACUGGUGGAGAAAGACAAGGCAGUUAA
Molecule: messenger RNA, 246 nt
Organism: Adineta ricciae
Lineage: Eukaryota; Metazoa; Rotifera; Eurotatoria; Adinetida; Adinetidae
Source: the annotation of a GenBank genome assembly